GAAGUGAAUGGGGCGCAUCCGGUGUUGCGGCGCCGCCGGGGCCGGAGCUGGGGUUCGUUAGCGGGGCCGGGGGUCCCGGGUCCGGAAUUCCUGAGGAGGUUUGGGGUUCCGGGUCAGGAGUUCCUGAGGGGGUUUGGGGUCCCUGAGCGGGCCGGAGCAUCGCGGCGUUGCCACUAUGUCGAUGUCGCACCUGUACGGCACGGACGGAGACGAUGGCGUGGAGAUGGAGAGCUUCGAGGUGUCGGACUGGGACCUGCAGAACGAAUUCAACCCGCACCGGCAGCGACACCGCCAGACCAAGGAGGAGGCGACCUACGGCGUGUGGGCCGAGCGCGACUCGGACGAGGAGCGGCCCAGCUUCGGAGGGAAGCGCUCCAGGGAUUACUCGGCCCCCGUGAGCUUUGUGAGCGCUGGGCUGAGGAAGGCGGCGGCCGAGGAGCUCUCGGAUGAGGACUCGGAUGAUGAUGAGAAGCCUGUGAAGCAGGAGGAGAUUCCCAAGGAGUUUGUGCCCAAGAAGUUAAAGACAGGUGGAAAUUUCAAGCCCAGCCAGAAAGGCUUUGUAGGGGGCUCCAAGUCCUUUGUGGAUUUUGGCAGCUGGGAGAGACACACUAAAGGCAUUGGGCAGAAGCUUCUCCAGAAGAUGGGAUAUGUCCCUGGAAGGGGUCUGGGGAAGAAUGCUCAAGGAAUCAUCAACCCCAUCGAGGCCAAGCAGAGGAAAGGCAAAGGUGCUGUGGGCGCUUAUGGCUCCGAGAGGACCACGCAGUCCUUGCAGGACUUCCCUGUGGUGGACUCAGAAGAGGAAGCUGAGGAGGAGUUUCAGAAGGAGCUCAGCCAGUGGCGGAAGGACCCGAAUGGAGGCAAGAAAAAGCCCAAGUACAGCUACAAGACAGUGGAAGAGCUGAAAGCCAAGGGCAGGAUCAGCAAGCAGCUUGCAGCCCCUCAGAAGGAGCUGUCCCAGGUCAAGGUGAUCGACAUGACGGGCCGGGAGCAGAAGGUUUAUUACAGCUACAGCCAGAUCAGCCACAAGCACAACAUCCCUGAUGACAGCCCCCAGCAGCCCCUGGGCAAGGACUCCAAACCCCAGGGCUUUGCCCUGCCCGAGCUGGAGCACAACCUGCAGCUGCUCAUCGACAUCACAGAGCAGGAGAUCAUCCAGAGCGACCGGCAGCUGCAGUACGAGAGGGACAUGGUGGUCAACCUCAGCCACGAGAUCCAGAAGAUGGCUGAGGUGCUGUCCCACGAGGAGAAGGCCAUCAGCAACCUCAGCAAGGUUCUGGAUAUGGUGGAGGAGUGUGAGAGGCGGAUGCAGCCGGGCUGUGAGAACCCUCUGACCCUGGACGAGUGUGCAAAGAUCUUUGAGACCCUGCAGGACAAGUACUAUGAGGAGUACAGGAUGUCAGACAGGGUGGACCUGGCAGUGGCCAUAGUUUAUCCUCUCAUGAAGGAAUACUUCAAGAACUGGGAUCCCCUCAAGGACUGUACAUAUGGCACAGAGAUCAUAGCCAAGUGGAAGAGCCUUCUGGAAAACGAUCAGCUGUUAUCCCACAGUGGGCAGGACCUGUCAACAGAUGCUUUCCACAGACUGAUGUGGGAGAUCUGGAUGCCAUAUGUCAGGAACAUCGUGGCGCGGUGGCAGCCGAGGAACUGCGGAUCCAUGGUGGAUUUCUUGGAUAGUUGGGUGAACGUUGUCCCUGUGUGGAUACUGGAUAACAUUCUGGAUCAGCUCAUCUUCCCCAAGCUGCAGAAAGAGGUGGAGAGCUGGAACCCUCUGACGGACACGGUGCCAAUCCACUCGUGGAUCCACCCCUGGCUGCCGCUGAUGCAGGCGCGCCUGGAGCCGCUCUACUCGCCCAUCCGCAACAAGCUGGCCAACGCCCUGCAGAAGUGGCACCCCAGCGACUCCUCUGCCAAGCUCAUCCUCCAGCCCUGGAAGGAUGUGUUCACUCCUGGCUCCUGGGAGGCUUUCAUGGUCAAGAACAUCGUGCCUAAACUUGGAAUGUGUCUGAAUGAGCUCAUCAUCAACCCUCACCAGCAGCACAUGGAUGCUUUUUACUGGGUGAUCGACUGGGAGGGGAUGAUUUCUGUGUCCAGCCUCGUUGGGCUGCUGGAGAAACAUUUCUUCCCAAAAUGGCUGCAGGUGCUCUGCUCUUGGCUCAGUAACAGCCCCAACUACGAAGAGAUCACCAAGUGGUACCUGGGCUGGAAGUCCAUGUUCUCAGACCAGGUGCUGGCACAUCCCUCCAUCAAAGACAAGUUCAACGAAGCCCUUGACAUCAUGAACAGGGCUGUGUCCUCCAGCGUGGGUGGGUACAUGCAGCCAGGUGCCCGGGAGAACAUUGCGUACCUGACGCACACGGAGCGGCGCAAGGACUUCCAGUACGAGGCCAUGCAGGAGCGGCGCGAGGCCGAGAACAUGGCCCAGCGCGGCAUCGGCGCCGCCGCCGGCUCCGUGCCCAUGAACUUCAAGGACCUCAUCCAGACCAAGGCCGAGGAGCACAACAUCGUCUUCAUGCCCGUCAUCGGCAAGAGGCAUGAGGGCAAGCAGCUCUACACCUUCGGCAGGAUCGUCAUCUACAUCGACAGGGGCGUGGUGUUCGUGCAAGGGGAGAAGACCUGGGUGCCCACCUCACUGCAGAGCCUCAUUGACAUGGCCAAGUGAGGCAUCUGUGCAAGGAGAGAGCAUCUGGGUGCCCACCUCGCUGCAGAGUCUCAGACAUGGCUAAGUGAGGCCUCUGCAAAAGGAGAUCUGGGUGCCCACCUCGCUGCAGAGCCUCACUGACAUGGCCAAGUGAAGCCUUUGUGCAAAACUGGGUGCUCACCUCACUGCAGAGCCUCACUGACAUGGCCAAAUGAGGUCUCUGUGCAAGGAGAGACCACCCUGGGUGCCCAUCUCGCUGCAGAGCCUCAGACAUGGCCAAGUUAGGCCCUGCUGGGGAUUGAGUCACCAACCAGGAACAACUCCUGGGUGACCCUUAGAAUAAAGUUCCAGGUUUGUAAAUAGUGACACUGGA
This is a messenger RNA of Zonotrichia leucophrys gambelii, 3011 nucleotides long. RefSeq names its product tuftelin interacting protein 11 (gene TFIP11). Gene Ontology annotation, molecular function: nucleic acid binding. Bases 176 to 2659 code for a protein of 827 amino acids. Lineage: Eukaryota; Metazoa; Chordata; Aves; Passeriformes; Passerellidae. The record is from RefSeq and is a predicted model, not a curated record. Gene Ontology annotation, biological process: spliceosomal complex disassembly. Gene Ontology annotation, cellular component: U2-type post-mRNA release spliceosomal complex. The transcript is spliced from 12 exons.